Messenger RNA from Bipolaris zeicola 26-R-13, 954 nucleotides. RefSeq lists its product as uncharacterized. Gene Ontology annotation, molecular function: protein serine/threonine phosphatase activity. The transcript has 3 exons. Gene Ontology annotation, cellular component: FAR/SIP/STRIPAK complex. Gene Ontology annotation, biological process: peptidyl-serine dephosphorylation. Bases 1 to 954 code for a protein of 317 amino acids. The record is from RefSeq and is a predicted model, not a curated record. NCBI's taxonomy places the organism in Eukaryota, Fungi, Ascomycota, Dothideomycetes, Pleosporales, Pleosporaceae.
AUGCCCGGCCUACCAUCCAGUGUAGACCUCGAUGAAUGCAUAUCUCGGCUUUCCAAGAAGGAACUGCUGGCCGAGCCGGUCAUCGAGGCAAUAUGCGCAAAGACCAAGGAGUUGCUCAUGAAGGAGAGUAAUGUGGUACACAUUCGAGCGCCCGUCACUGUCGUCGGUGACAUCCAUGGCCAGUUUUUUGACAUGAUGGAGAUAUUCAAGAUUGGUGGACCAUGUCCGGACACAAACUACCUCUUCUUGGGCGACUACGUCGAUCGUGGCCUCUUUUCUGUCGAAACUAUAUCGCUCCUUGUCUGUCUGAAACUCCGCUAUCCGCACCGCGUCCACCUUAUCCGUGGCAACCACGAGUCUCGCGGUGUCACCCAGUCCUACGGCUUCUAUACCGAAUGCUCACGCAAAUAUGGCAAUGCGAAUGUCUGGCACUAUUUUACCGACAUGUUCGACUUUCUCACGCUCUCCGUAGUCAUUAAUGACCAAAUCUUCUGCGUGCAUGGUGGCUUGUCGCCUUCAAUACACUCCAUCGAUCAGAUCAAGAUCAUCGACCGUUUCCGGGAAAUCCCUCAUGAAGGGCCCAUGGCAGAUCUUGUAUGGAGCGAUCCAGAUCCCGAAAGAGACGAGUUCUCCCUCAGUCCUAGAGGAGCAGGCUACACAUUUGGCGCUCAGGUGGUCAAAAAGUUCUUGGAAGUCAACUCUAUGUCGCAUAUUCUGCGCGCGCAUCAGUUGUGCCAAGAAGGCUACCAGAUUCUUUACGACGACAGACUAAGUACUGUUUGGAGUGCACCCAACUACUGCUACCGAUGCGGUAACAUGGCUAGUGUGCUCGAAGUUAGCGACACGGGUGAACGCUUUUUCAACGUGUUUGAUGCCAGUCCGGAUAACGAUGUCCACCGGGCUGAGCAGCAGCAGCAGCAAGGAAAAGAAGUGACGACGGAGUACUUUCUAUGA